AUGUUUAUCACGGUGAUGUUUGGAGCUGGCUGCCGGGAGCUGGUGAACCCGUGGUGCCGCCUGGUGACCCUCACUGCCCACCUACGGCAGAGGGGGCGGGUGCCUCCAGAUGACGGGGAGGGCGGGGCCCCCACUCGCUAUGAGUCCCUCCUGGAGAACCUGGAUGACCGGUGUCCAGAGCUGGCAGAGGCGCUGCGCCGGCUGUCAGGCCUACCCCCUCUGGGCAACAGCCGGAGGAGACGUAAUGGCACUCGUACCGGCACUCGGCGUGGCCACCAGGACCAAGGCCCUCUUUUGAGGUCCCAAAGGCUGGGCUCCCUGCUGUCCAGGCCCCGCUAG
Myotis lucifugus (little brown bat) is the source of this 339-nucleotide messenger RNA. It is a transcript of the gene CUNH22orf15, whose product is annotated as chromosome unknown C22orf15 homolog. NCBI's taxonomy places the organism in Eukaryota, Metazoa, Chordata, Mammalia, Chiroptera, Vespertilionidae. Bases 1 to 339 code for a protein of 112 amino acids. The transcript is spliced from 4 exons. The record is from RefSeq and is a predicted model, not a curated record.